Chinchilla lanigera (long-tailed chinchilla) is the source of this 1566-nucleotide messenger RNA. RefSeq names its product 40S ribosomal protein SA-like. The record is from RefSeq and is a predicted model, not a curated record. Gene Ontology annotation, biological process: ribosomal small subunit assembly; cytoplasmic translation. Gene Ontology annotation, molecular function: structural constituent of ribosome. Gene Ontology annotation, cellular component: cytosolic small ribosomal subunit; ribosome; 90S preribosome. NCBI's taxonomy places the organism in Eukaryota, Metazoa, Chordata, Mammalia, Rodentia, Chinchillidae.
AUGUCCAGAACAGGAAGUCAGCACACAGUCGGUACAGAUGUAACCACAGUAGACCUGACUGCACACCAAACAAAGAAGACCCAAGACAAGCACUGCCCAACCAGCAGGGCCUGGAUGCUGAGGGACUGUGAACCGUGCAAGACCACAGCAGUGUCUGCCCACACUGUGCUUCACUUCUACACUUUCAGCACAGUCCGGGGUGCUAGGAAAAUUCAAGUUUUGCAUUUUGGAACUUUCUGGAAUUCUCUUCCUGAACACUUUCAAUCCAAGCUUGGUGGAGCCCAAGAAGUAGAUGCAGCAGCAUGGACGUGGAAUUCCAACUGUAUCAUCUAUCGCUCUGUGUGGGUCAGGAACCUAGGAGCAGCUUUGCUGAACCCUCUGGCUCUAUGUCUCUCAGAGGGCUGCAGGCAACACUUGUCACUUGCUUCUAACCAACGGAAUGUGGCAGAGGUUGUCAAAGGAGGAAAAAAUGUAAUACUUCAUGAGUUUACUUUGAAUCUAGUGUACUCUGGUGCCUAUGAUGAUAGUGCUGAUGAGGAAGAUGAUAGGUUCAGGCCAGAGGUCCUACCUGUACCUUUACCACAGAGGUUGGUUGUAAAUGGAGGAAGAACACAGUUUGAAAUUUAUGAACUACACUUCUCCAUUGUGAAUCAUACACCAUAUACCAAAAACUUGUGUGAGAAGAAAAUAAUAGUUAUACCAUUCGUCCUGCAAAUGAAGGAGGAGGAUGUCCUCACAUUCCUUGCAGGAACUCACUUGGGUAGCACCAGCCUGGAUUUUCAGAUGAAGCAGUAUAUCUAUGAAAGGAAAAAUGAUGGAAUCUACAUCACAAAUCUGAAGUGGACCUGGGAGAAGCUUCUGCUGGCAGUUUGAGCCAUAGUCGCCAUGGAAAACCCUGCUGACGUCAGUGUCAUAGGCUCUAGGAACACCGGCCAGCACACUGUGCUGAAACUUGCCGCUGCCUCUAUAACUACUCCUAUCCCUGGCCACUUCACUAUACUAACGUUUACUAACUGCAUCCAGGCAGCCUUCCGAGAGCCACCUCUUCUGGCGGUUACUGAUCCCAGCCACCAGCCCCUCACCGAGGUGUCUUACAUCAAUCUGCCAAUCAUUGCUCUAUGCAACACAGGUUCUGCUCUGCCCUAUGCAGACAUUGCCAUCCUGUGCAACAAACAGGGAGCUCACUCAAUGGGUCUGAAGUGGUGGAUGCUGGCCCGGGACGUGCUGUGCAUGCGUAACACCAUCUCCUGUGAACCCCCAUGGGAAGUCAUGCCUGAUCUCUACUUCUACAGGGAUCCUGCAGAGGUUGAAAAGGAAGAGCAGGCUGCUGCUGAGAAGGCUGUGACCAAGGAGGCAUUUCAGGGAGAAUGGACCGCACCAGCUCCUGCAUUCACUGCUGCUCAGGCUGAGGCUGCAGACCGGUCUGAAGGCGUGCAGGUGCCCUCUGCGCCUAUUCAGCAGUUCCCUACCGAAGACCGCAGUGCUCAGCCGGCCACAGAAGAUGGUUCUGCAGCCCCCACUGCACAGGCCACUGAGUGGGUGGGAACCACCACCAAGCGGUCUUGA